Penicillium diatomitis is the source of this 2163-nucleotide messenger RNA. Its product is annotated as glutamine-dependent NAD(+) synthetase. The annotation marks the transcript as partial. Lineage: Eukaryota; Fungi; Ascomycota; Eurotiomycetes; Eurotiales; Aspergillaceae. Gene Ontology annotation, cellular component: cytoplasm. Gene Ontology annotation, biological process: NAD+ biosynthetic process. The record is from RefSeq and is a predicted model, not a curated record. Gene Ontology annotation, molecular function: ATP binding; glutaminase activity; NAD+ synthase (glutamine-hydrolyzing) activity. The transcript is spliced from 16 exons.
CACCAAACCGGCACCAUGGGUCAUCUGGUGACAUUAGCAACAUGCAAUCUCAACCAAUGGGCCUUGGACUGGGAAGGCAAUCGUGAUCGCAUCAUUGAAAGUAUUCGACAAGCCAAGGCUGCUGGCGCUACCCUGAGAGUUGGCCCCGAGCUUGAGAUCACCGGAUAUGGCUGUCUUGAUGCAUUCAUGGAGGGCGACACUUUCCUUCACUCCUGGGAGAUGCUAGCACAGAUCAUUGACCAUGAAGACUGUCAAGACAUCGUGGUCGAUGUUGGUAUGCCAGUCAGGCACAGAAACGUCCGAUAUAACUGCCGGAUUAUCUUCUACAAUCGCAAGAUUGUCCUCAUUCGCCCCAAAAUGUGGCUGGCCAAUGAUGGCAACUACCGCGAAUAUCGGCAUUUCACCCCAUGGCAGCGCCCUCAAGAGACCGAAGACUACUAUCUCGAACAAAUCGUUGGGAAUAUUACGGGCCAGUACAAGGUUCCAUUUGGUGAUGCCGUCAUCAGCACACGUGACACUUGCUUGGGGUUGGAGACGUGCGAAGAACUAUUCACACCAAACGGACCUCAUAUUCCGUACGGACUGGCAGGUGUUGAGAUCAUAUCCAAUUCGUCUGGUAGCCACCAUGAGUUGCGGAAGUUGGACACGCGCCUUAAUCUUAUCACACAGGCCACCAAGUUGAGUGGUGGUAUCUACCUCUACGCAAACCAGCAGGGCUGCGAUGGAGACCGACUCUACUAUGAUGGCUGUGCCAUGAUCGUCAUCAAUGGUGAGAUUGUUGCUCAGGGAUCUCAAUUCUCUCUGAACGACGUAGAGGUUGUGACUGCCACCGUCGAUAUUGAAGAGGUUCGCACCUAUCGGUCCAGCGCCAGCCGUAGUAUGCAGGCGAGCAAGCAAUCCCCAUAUCAAAGAAUCGAUCUUGACGUCAGACUAUCUCGCCGGGCUGAGGAGGCUGACCCUGGCCUGACGGUUUCAGAACCGCGCAAGCCUCGAAUCCAUGACCCGGAAGAGGAGAUUGCUCUUGGGCCAGCCUGCUGGCUCUGGGAUUACCUUCGGCGUUGUGGUGUUGCUGGGUUCUUCCUAGCCUUGAGUGGAGGAAUUGACAGCUGCUCGUCUGCUCUCAUCGUUCAUUCGAUGUGUCGACAAGUCCUCAAGGCUGUUAAUGAGGGCAACGAACAGGUCAUUAAGGAUGUCCGCCGUCUGUGCGCCAAGCCCGAAGAUUCAGACUGGCUACCUUCCUCAAGCCAGGAGAUUUGCAUGUGCAUCUUCCACACGGCCUACAUGGGGACCCAAAACUCAAGUAAUGAGACCCGGGAUCGAGCCAAAAGGCUUGCACAACAAAUCGGUGCCUAUCACCUUGAUUUCAAUUUUGAUACCGUCAUCACUGCGAUCAUGAACGUCUUCACCGCGGUAACCAGCUUCCAGCCUCGCUUUAAAUUCCACGGCGGCGCCCCCGCGGAGAACUUAGCUUUACAAAACGUCCAAGCUCGGAUGAGAAUGGUCCUCUCAUACUUAUUUGCUUCAUUGCUACCGACGGUACGGCAGCGCCCUGGUGGGGGCGGUCUCUUAGUUCUGGCAUCGUCGAACGUUGAUGAAUGUUUGAGAGGCUAUCUGACCAAGUACGACGCUUCCUCCGCCGAUUUGAACCCAAUUGGCAGUCUCAACAAGGUCGAUUUGAAACGCUUCAUCGCGUGGGGAGUUCGGGAAUUCGAUAUGCCUAUCCUUACAGAGUUUUUGGAGGCAACUCCUACCGCUGAACUGGAACCUUUGGCUGCGGCCCAGUCCGAUGAAGUCGACAUGGGUGUCAAGUAUUCCGAGCUGGGUACCUUCGGAUACCUUCGCAAGGUCGCGAAACUUGGUCCUUGGUCCAUGUAUGAGAAGUUGCUCCAUGUCUGGGGCAACGAAUUCAGUCCUCGCGAGAUCUACGAAAAGGUCCGACACUUUUAUUUCUACUACGCUAUCAAUCGUCAUAAAAUGACUACAAUCACACCGGCAUACCACGCUCUUGAUUACUCUCCCGAAGAUAACAGACACGAUUUGAGACAGUUCUUGUAUCCCCCGUUCUCAUGGGCGUACAAGAAAAUGCUUGCAAAUGUCGAGUUCUGGGAAACAAAGGGCUGGAAUACUGGAAAGGGACAGAAGAAGAGUGUCAAGGCGGAUUAG